This is a messenger RNA of Dimorphilus gyrociliatus, 5004 nucleotides long. The record is from the annotation of a GenBank genome assembly. NCBI's taxonomy places the organism in Eukaryota, Metazoa, Annelida, Polychaeta, Dinophilidae.
UCUCUCUCUCUCUCUCUCUCUCUCUCUCUCUUUCUCUAUCUCUCUCACUUUAUCUUCACAUUCGCAUUUGAAAAAUGAAUACAAUCAUCAAUAUUUGUCUAUGCUUAAUUGUUUUCAAAGGAGUUCUAGUGUUUGGCAUUGAAGAUUACAAUUGUUUUACUUGUACUUAUUUGUCAUGGGAUCUUUAUAGGGAUGAGGCUUGUGGAUGGGGUAAUAAUUUUACAGUUCCGGAAACUCCUAUUAAUAACAACAGAGUUGAAAGUGGGUGUAAAAAAUGUGGCCUUAUACUUAUAUGGAAAUUCGGCCAAAUCUAUGAAAUUAGCCGUUACUGCCUUUUAGAAUUGGGUAACGAACCUUGGUCUGAAAUAGAAAGUCAAUGUUCAAGUGAAUUGUUACAAAAUGGAGAAUACGAAUUUUGUUAUUGCGAUGGUAAUUAUUGCAAUAGGAACAAUAGCGCUACUCACGAAUGCGACGAUUUUGGUCAAAAUAAUACAGAUGUUACAUCUGUUAAUUAUAAUGCUAAUAGAAAACCUACAAAUAAACUUGCGUUAUACAACAAACUCUCAAAUAUUCAACCCUUAAGCUCACCUAAACAAUUAACUACAUGUUUCCUAUGCCAUUGGAGAGAUGGAUUAAGCGACUAUCCGUACGAAGCUAGAUGUGGCUAUGGUAACAAUUUUACAAUUCCAAGAGAUAUUAACGAUCCGUCAGUGAAAACGAAUUGCGAUUCAUGCCUUAUCUCCAUCCUCUGGAAAAGAGGCAAAAUUUUCGAAAUAAGUAGAACUUGCCAAAGACCUUAUAGUGUGGGGAACGAAUGGCAGAAUUAUGUUCCACAUUGUUCAAAACAAAAAUUAAAAGACGGCAUUGAUGAAUAUUGUUACUGUUCAGAAGAUUAUUGUAAUGAGAAUAAGGACGGUAUCAAAUCAUUUUGUCAAGUUCAAGUUGAACCUAAACCGAAAGAGUACCAUUGUUACCAAUGCACCUAUCGGUACGGCGAUCCGUUUACUGAUUUUCAAUGUAAUUAUGGAAAUAAUUUUACAAUACCAGAAGAUACUAAUGAUCAUAGAGUUGUUAAAAAUUGUCUUAAAUGUGGACUUAUUCUCACGUUAAAAGGAGACUUGGUCUAUGAGGCAGUGAGAUUCUGCCUAAAUGAGCUUGGCGAAGAGGAAUGGAUGGGGUACGAAAAUCAAUGUUCCACUGAAUUACUUCACGGAGGACAACAUGAUUUUUGCUUUUGUGAAGGAAAUUAUUGCAAUAGAAAUAAGAACGUUAAACACAAUUGCGAUAAUUUAGCUAAAAAGGUCACCAAGAAGGACAUAGCCUUAGUCCCUCCUUUGGCUUCCAAAGAAUUAUUAACUUGCUUUUCUUGCUUUUGGCUUCGGGGGGGAAGUGCUUAUCCAUACGAUGGCAGAUGCGGAUAUGGAAGAGAAUUUUCUGUUCCAAAAAAUACUUCUGACGUUUCCGUUGAUACUGAUUGCGGUUCUUGUUCUCUUACCAUAGUUUACAAGAAAGAUGAUAUUUAUGAGAUUUCACGAACUUGCCUACCCAACCAUUCGUCUGUUAACGAAUGGCUUACUCCGAUUCCUAGCUGCUCCGAGCAUGAGUUAAAUGGGGGGACGGAGAUAAAUUGCUAUUGUUCGGAUAGUUAUUGCAAUGAAAAUAGCGCCGGUUUAAAUUCGACAUGUGAAACGAUCAAUAAUUCUUCUCGUGGUACCGUUAAUUGUUUCGAAUGCUCCUUCGGACCUCAUGACCCUUUUAGCGAUCCGGCUUGUUCGUGGGCCGAUAAUUUUACAAUCCCCGAGGAUAUUAGCGAUCGAAGAAUCGUUAGAAAUUGCAAGCAGUGUGGUCUAAUUGUACUGAAAAGAAAUAACUUCAUUUAUGAAGUACAAAGGUAUUGUUUAAGGGAUUUUGGAGAAGAAGAAUGGAAACUUCCAAAGAGUCAAUGUUCUCGAGAACUUUUAUUGGGCGGCGAGCGUACUUACUGCUAUUGCGAGAACAAUUACUGUAAUAAAGACAACGAAGCCACAGAUGUUUGUCAUAUGACAAACAAUUCAAUUGAACAAACUAUAUCUGUUCCACCGUCUGUUGAAUUAAAGCGGAAUCUGAUCUGUUUCAACUGUUUUUGGAAGAGAGGACCAUUAGACGACACAUAUGAUGGAAGAUGUGGAUAUGGUACCGAGUUCUCAGUUCCAAAAUCCACAUCAGAUGCAUCGGUUGCAACUGGAUGUGACUCAUGCUUGCUGAGAGUUGUUUGGAAAAAGAAUGACAUUGAAAUGAUUUAUAGAACUUGUCAAAGUCAAUUGAACGCUGAAUUAGCGUGGAUGGGCUAUAGGGAAGGUUGUACUGAGAAAAUAUUAGCUGGUGGUAAAGAGGACUUUUGCUACUGUUCUAAAAAUUAUUGUAACGAAGUUAAGGACGGUAUUCCAUCCAUUUGUGAUAUAGAAAGUUCUACAACAUCUAAAUUAUCUUCCUCUACUGUUACUACCGGAUCAGAUGCUAAUAUAAUUAGGAUAAAUUGUUAUGUCCUACUUUUAACUAUUAACGGACUGCUAAGCUAUACUCGCUCUUUAUUAUGAACAUAAUUUCAUUAAUCAAUUUUUUUUUUUUUAUAAUCAACAAUAAAAAUUUGCAUAUUUAGUAGCAAAAAUAAUAUAAUUUAUGUCGUAACAGAUUUUAUAACGUAAAGCUAAAACUGUAAUUCCUACCAAAGGAAGAGUCACUUAAAGAGGCAGUAUGUCACAAGACAUUAAUGUAACGUAAAUUGGAGAAUUUUGUCCAUCAAGCACCUUCUACUAUUUUUUCUUUAAAAGGAAAAUAUAAAGGUUUUCUGAUUAAGAAUAUAUGAAUUGUUUUAAAAUAAGAAUUGUUAUUGUUUUACUAUAAUAUAGUAACUAAACAAUUUUCUUGGUUUUGUCUUGAAGGUUUUUAGCGGUUUUAAAAAAAAAUUGUUAAUUUUUGAAUAAAAAAAGACAACCAGUCCUAAACGAAUUAAGUAGGUAGAACGUGUUGAAUGCAUCGUUUUAGCUAAAGCGUAUGUAAAUAGAUAAGACAACAACAACGUAUACAGUUCCGGUAUAAUAACAAGCAAACAAACAUUCUCUAAAACCGCUAACGUCCGAAAGAAAAACAAAAAGAGAUCGAAACAAUCAUUUGUUAAAAGGAGUCCGGUUUAUAUAUCCGUUCGACUAAGACAACUCGUACGUUUCGGUUGGCGUACUGCUGCAAAUUUUGCCGAUUAGGCGAAGGCGGUGAACUGUGAGUUAAUAAGUCGGACGAAUCGGCUGCCUGGGACGAAGAGGAGGCGAAUGAAGUUGUUGUACUUUCGGUACCUUCAAACCAGUUCCUCCUUUCUUUCAUUCGAGCAACCUGACGACGCUUGACGGAAUUAAAUCUGUUGAGGCUUCCACAUUUUUCAUUUUCACAAGCAGUGGAUACUUCAGGUGCAGAUACCGAAUUGACCGCUUGUAAUGGUUGAUGCCUAUGUACAACGGUUGGUGACGGUGUCGUCGGCCGCUCUUCGUACCUGAAUCGUUCCUUAACGCGUAUAUAAGUAUUGGUUAUAUGGCAAAAGUAGGUAAUAUUUCGGUUGCCGAAUAAAGAGGGCACUCCGAAAUCGUUUAUUAGCAGUCGAAUCAAAGUCGAAGCCCUUUCUACAUCUUCCUUUGAAUGAGCGCAAGUGUGAAACAGAGAUCCAGCUACGGAUUUAGCCAAAGCCUCAGUUGACAUUGUAUUGAAUUCGGCGUGAUUUGUUACUCGGAAGAAAGUUCCAAAAAGAAGAGCUAAUAAUUGUUGAGUAGCCUGGGAUAACCGGGAUAAAAUGGAGUUAAUCUGAUCGUAUUGUUCGAGUUUCGAAUUGAAAUUAAGAGUAGCUAGUAAAUCCGUUUCUGCUUCCCUACCGAGUAUGCCGCCUGGAAUGCGUAGAAGGAAUUGUUUGAGCACAGAAGCCAAUGUAUAAAAGUUAUAUUCCUUCAAAAUCACUGGUUUGCCCUCCACCAGCCUUUUCAUGACGACUCGCUGGUCGGCAGCGUUUCCGGGUCGCCGAAAUAAGCCGGGCGUCGUGACGCCUUCCCGAGCGAUGUACACAAGUAUGUCGAUGAUGGGUGUGGGCAAGCCGUAUUUAAAAGCUUCCGUUAAGGGAGAGUUGAACUUGACGACUUGAGUAGGUGCAGAGCCAGCACGAUCCGACACGCAACUUAACAUCAGAUUUCUUAUUGUCGACAUUGCACGCUAGCACCACCUACCUGCGAAAAUAGGAAACACUGUAAUUGCGCCAUAUCAACUGGAUAAAUAAUCUUCAUAAUCGAUAACUAACAUCUGUACUUUCAACAUACGCCGUUCGACUAUUCGCCGAUUGUCUUUAACUUAUUAAAAGAGUGCUGCGCAAAUUGAUCGUCUUGGAUAACGACAAAGCAUUGUUAAGUUGGAGCAAAAAAACUUAAUGCAAACGUAAAGUGUUUGUACUAUUCGCUUCCAGCUGAUAAAGGAAUAUGAAUUUACAAAGAAAAAAAAUAUAACAUAGCAAAAUGAAAUAGAAAAUCAGCAACGUGCCCAAUAAAACAAUAUAUUACCAUCAGUAUGAUAAACGUAUAAACUCACUAUCAUUCACUACCAUAGUACUGCUGUGGCAAUAACGUUACGAGUAAACCAGCAUUAAUCGUACUUAAUGAAUCAGUCACAAGCUUAAUUACGAGGCCAAACCAUUAAACAAUUUUCAAAUAACGGACUGCAUUACAUUUAUAAGGUAUAUCGUCAUUUUUUAUUCUUAGAAAAGAAUUUCCCAUCCAUUUUCAUUCAGUUCAUCAAUAAAUAGAACAUUUUACACAUUCGUUCUUUUUUUAAAUUGUCUUAUAAAAAAAAAAUUUCAAAUAUCUACGUAAAUUUUUUUCGCAACGUAAUUAAUUCUCUCAGUUUACACGACAUCCACCCUUAUGACCAGCAUAUAUCAGAUCGUGGACAGUAAAUAGUAUUGCACCGGAGUAGCGUGCCAACACCGUUCAAUCCCAG